Carica papaya (papaya) is the source of this 1562-nucleotide messenger RNA. Lineage: Eukaryota; Viridiplantae; Streptophyta; Magnoliopsida; Brassicales; Caricaceae. The record is from RefSeq and is a predicted model, not a curated record.
UCUCCGUCGUCGUUUCGCUUCUGUUGGUUUGGAUCUUUUAAUUUUAAUUUUUUUUUUUGCUAAUACUUUUCUUGAGUGGAUUAGAAGAGAGAAACAAUAUCGAAGUCCGUAAGACUGGAAAGCUCCUGUUCAUGUCUGUUUCUUUCCCUCCUCUUCUCGGCAACCGAAAGGAGUUUUAAUGUGUGGUUUAUUCGCUAGAUUCUUGAGUCUUGAAGAUCUUAGGGUUUCCGCGGCUUGUCGAAUUCGGAAUUGGAUUCUUUACACAAUUUAUCAAUUUAUUUACAAAUUUUGAUGCAAUUUAAAAAUGUCUAAAUAAAAAACGUGAUAUUCAUCGUUAUUCUUCCUAAAAUUUAUUGUAAAAUGUCGUUUGGGAUGGAUUUUAGGUUUUGGUGUUGUGUAACUUUGUGGCAAUCGUGAACCUUCUAACUGCAGUGUUUCGGUAACUGCAGAACAUAUGUUCUCUGACUACCAGUAGAUGUUUGGUCUUUUAAGAUACUUUACACAACUGAUAUUUCCAUUUAUUGUCUCCCGUUUGAUGCAUUCUUUCAUCAUUCUCUUUUACGGUUUGAAUCAGUAGUGUAAGGAAUGGACCCAUCUGCGACAAAUCCUGGACCAGUCGAUCCUUCUAUUCUCUAUGAUCAAGAGAAACAUGUCUCCUCUGCGGUUUGGGAUGGCCAGGAGCGUGGUGCAUUGAGAUGCCAUGAACACACCUCAAAGCUGGGAGAAUGGAAGCUUACUCCCAAACAGAUUGAGUUGGUGGAGAAAGCUGGAUUUGGCUACUUGAGAAAGAUUCCUGCCAUUAGCCUAGACAACCCACUUAUUUCUGCACUGGUGGAAAGGUGGAGGAGAGAAACUAAUACAUUUCACUUGACUGUUGGAGAAAUGACUGUGACCCUUCAAGAUGUUGCCCUUCUCCUUGGACUCAGAAUUGAUGGGAAACCGGUGAUUGGAAUAACAUAUACAACAUGUAGCACAGUUUGUGAAAGGUACCUAGGGAAAGCACCGGACUCUACUUAUGCAAGUGGCGGGAUGGUCAAGCUUAGUUGGUUGAAAGAGUUCUUUUCAGACUGUCCUGAAGAUGCACCCAUGGAUGAUGUUGAAUGCCGCACACGUGCUUACCUUUUGUAUUUAGUAGGAAGUACAAUUUUUUCUACUACCACUGGGAAUAAAGUUCCUGUUAUGUACCUGCCUCUAUUUGAAAAUUUUGAGGAAGCUGGGAAGUUUGCAUGGGGUGCAGCAGCAUUGGCAUUCUUGUACAGGGCACUUGGAAAUGCUUCCGUCAAAUCUCAAAGCACAAUUUGUGGUUGUCUGACACUGUUACAGUGUUGGAGUUACUAUCAUCUGAAUAUCGGUCGUCCAAAGCUGAAUCGGGAUCCAAUCCAUGAUCACUUCCCAUUUGUUCUUAGAUGGAAGGGGAAACAAAGUGGCCCUACAACAAACAGAGAUGUAGUCUUUUACCGGAAGGCACUGGAUUCGUUGAAACCCUCUGAUGUAAGUUUUUUUCUGUUGCUGUUUGGUUCAUAUUCAUUUUCUUGAAAAUACACAGAAAAGAAGAUAAUUUA